This is a messenger RNA of Lachancea thermotolerans CBS 6340, 1524 nucleotides long. It is a transcript of the gene SSH4, whose product is annotated as Ssh4p. The transcript has a single exon. The coding region runs from base 1 to 1524 and encodes 507 amino acids. Gene Ontology annotation, molecular function: protein binding. The record is from RefSeq and is a predicted model, not a curated record. NCBI's taxonomy places the organism in Eukaryota, Fungi, Ascomycota, Saccharomycetes, Saccharomycetales, Saccharomycetaceae.
AUGCAGAAGCUCUCUGCUUAUAGCCCGACCGGGUUCCAGAUUUCGGGAGACCCCCUCUUCGACCCACCUAUUGGAGAUCACCAGGAUGGCGAAGCCAUAAGCCUUGUGUUCUUGAUCAGCCUGUCAGUUACCUUCGCAGUAUUGAUGCUGAUGCUGAUAAUAGUAGCCGUCUACGUGACGUUUUGCAGCACCGACGAGUCUGAGUAUGACGAGGAAGUGGCGUCCGCGUUGCCCAACCUGUUCAAGAAGAAGCGUAGCGGGGUUCUGCUGGAUGGCUCGUUCCUCACUCCAGGCCAAUACGACGACGAGCAAGCCCUCCUCGAACAGGAGGCACAGGAAUUGCCCCGCAUGUCAACGUUUGAGGUCGAACUGUACCAGCGGUGCCGCGAGUUUCAAAAAAUGUGUCCUCCCAUUGUAAAGGAGUUUGGAACAUAUACGAACAUCAACGACAAGCAGUUCAUCAAGGACCGGGGCAUCCAGAGUUAUUAUUUUCUGCCCUCCAUCAACGACAACGUCGACCAGUACGGGAAUUUUCUGCCCAGUUUCAUCGUUCAGGACAAACUCGAUGUUACGUUCACCAAAUUCAACAGAAGCUCUUCUGCGGUAAUGAACUACCCACUUCCGCACAACAAGAAAGACGCAGUCUACUUCGAGGUCAAGGUGUUCAAGUAUCCCGCCAAAUCUAACUCGAUCUUCAGCUGCGGCCUGGUGACGUGUCCGUACCCCUACUUUAGAAUGCCCGGCAUGGCACAGUUUUCCAUAGCAUACGAGUCAACAGGCAAGCUGCGGAUGAAUAAUCCAUUCUAUGCUAACACAUUGUUGCCUAAGCUUCAGGAGGGUGAUGUCAUAGGGUUUGGGUACCGGUAUAAAACUGGGACCAUCCUAAUUACGCAUAACGGUAAAAAACUAAUGGAUCUGACGCACAAUGUUGGAAUCGACCUAUUUAUCGGUAUUGGCGCAAUGAAUGCUGCGUACACAAGAAGCUACACGCGAGAGGGCCUGAUGGAGGAUUGUGAUAAUGUGUCCUUGCGCGAGCGCAUACUUGCAAGCGACAUGGAUCAAAAGGCGCCUCGAGCAAUACACGAACAGUUGGAAAAUGUUCACGACUCGCAUGAUGAGGAUUUAGCAUCUGAUGAAAUUGAAUUGCAAGUCAACUUAGGACAGCUGGGGUUCGUAUAUGUGGAAGCCAACGUAAAGAAGUAUGCAUUCGGAAGCGUCUACGGAGAAAUCGGAGUACCGCCAGCAUACAACGGAGACGAGAUCAAAAAGGACGUUGUACUGCAAAAGGGCGAAGACUUACCCCCAAUGUAUCCAACUGAAGAGUUGGCACCGCUGGCGGAAACAACGGUAACGAUUCGUGAAGGCGAACCAAGCUCUAAAGAUCUGGAAGAGUAUGAGAAUAGGUCAUCAACUUUUGAUCGAGAAGAUGGAGCUGAGGAGGUGCGCCCACUGAAGCCUAGGAGCAACAAGAAAAAAAAUCGGAAGAAAAACCGCAAGCGCGGCGCAAAGCGCGGUUUCAAGUGA